AUGGCACCAAUUCACAUGGCCAGCCGCUCGGGCGGCGCACUGGCGGUACGCCCCUCCCCCUCUCUCACGUCCGAGCCCCUCCUCGAGCCACACUGACCUCCAUCGCAGCAAGUCCUGCGACGACGCACCGCCGGCCCCGGAGCAUCACGCCUUAUGGCCAUCACCGCCUCCUCCGCCCGCAGACACCUCUCCACGGCCCAAUCGCUGCCUCCGACCUAUGAGAAGCUCUUCAACAAGUACACCGAAGUCCGACGAGUCCUCGGAAAGCAGCGCCUGACCCUCGCCGAGAAGAUCCUCUACAGCCACCUGCACAACGUCGAGGAGUCGCUGCUCAACAACACCGACAAUGGGCGCAGUGUCCGGGGCAAGGCCAACCUGCGCCUCAACCCCGAUCGUGUCAACAUGCAGGAUGCUUCCGCCCAGAUGGCUCUGCUCCAGUUCAUGUCCUGCAACCUGGCCCGCCCUGCUAUCCCCGCCAGCAUCCACUGCGACCAUCUGAUUGUUGGAUACAAGGGUGCCGAGGGUGAUCUGGAAGCUGGUAUCCAGACCAACAAGGAGGUUUUCGAUUUCCUCGAGUCUGCCGCCCGCAAGUAUGGAAUGGACUUCUGGCCUCCUGGAGCUGGUAUCAUCCACCAGACCGUCCUGGAAAACUACGCCCUGCCCGGUCUGAUGAUGCUCGGAACCGAUAGUCAUAGUCCCAACGCCGGUGGUCUCACCACCAUCACCAUCGGUGUCGGAGGUGCUGACGCAGUCGAGGCCCUUGUUGGCGCUCCCUGGGAACUCAAGGCCCCCAAGGUCCUUGGUGUUGAGUUGGUUGGCAAGCUUAAUGACUGGGUGUCUCCCAAGGACGUCAUUCUUCAGUUAGCGGGCGAACUGACUGUACGUGGUGGAACCGGAUCUAUCAUUGAGUACUUUGGUCCUGGUGUCGAGACCCUAAGUUUGACUGGCAAGUCGACUAUCUGCAAUAUGGUUCGUUCUCUCCUACUGCUCCUUUGAUAACUGUUACAAAUAAGUGCUAACCACUUCAUACAGGGGCAAGUUUUCCUAACCGUCCAUGACAGAAAUCCCACUAGGGGACAUCUGUUUGAAUCUUAUACUAACCUUUCGUAAAAUAUAGUGCCGAAGUAGGAGCAACCACCUCCAUUUUCCCCUACACAGAGUCGUCUGCUCGAUACCUGGAAGCCACCAGCCGAAGCCAAGCAGUUCGCAACAUUGAAGCCCUGCAGAAAUUCCCCGGCAGCGGCGCUGACAAGGACGCCUAUUUCCGAUUCAGCGCAGACGAGGGAGCUGAGUAUGACCAGGUUAUCCGGAUUGACCUCUCCACACUCGAGCCUCAUAUCAACGGCCCCUUCACUCCUGAUCUGGCAAUCCCCCUCUCUAAGUUCAAGGAGACCGUCAAGGACCAGCAGUGGCCCGAGAAGCUCUCCGCCGGCCUGAUUGGCAGCUGCACCAACAGCUCGUACGAGGAUAUGACUCGUGUCGAGAGUUUAUUGAAGCAGGCUGCCGCUGCCGGCCUCAAGCCUUCCGCCGACUUUUACAUCACACCUGGAAGUGAGCAGAUCCGUGCCACUCUCGAGCGUGACGGAACCCUCGAGACGUUCGAGGGCGCCGGCGGGAUCGUCCUCUCCAACGCCUGCGGCCCCUGCAUCGGUCAGUGGAAGCGCAAGGACGGAGUCGAGAAGGGUACCCCCAACGCCAUCCUGACCUCGUACAACCGCAACUUCCGCGGCCGCAACGACGGCAACCCCGACACCAUGAACUUCCUCGCCUCGCCCGAGAUCGUCACAGCCAUGGCCUUCGCCGGGUCAACCACCUUCAACCCAAUGACGGACGCGAUCAAGACCCCAGACGGCAAGGACUUUAGGUUCUCCGCCCCCCACGGCCUCGAGGGCCCCGAGACCCCCUUCGAGUCCGGCAGCGAGUCCCUCCGCGUCCUGUCCCAGGAGGCCGACGCCGACGCCCAGGUCGCCAUCUCCCCCACCUCGGAGCGCCUCGCCUUCCUCGACCCCUUCCCCCCCUUCCCCGGCUCCGACCUCUCCGGCCUCCGCGUCCUCGUCAAGAUCACCGGCAAGUGCACCACCGACACCAUCUCCGCCGCGGGGCCCUGGCUCAAGUACAAGGGCCACCUCCCCAACAUCAGCACCAACACCCUCAACACCGCCGUCAACGCCGAGACGGGCGAGGUCAACGCCGCCUACGACCUCGACGGCUCCCGGCACACCAUCCCCGACCUCGGCCAGCUCUGGAAGGACCGCGGCCAGGAGUGGCUCGUCGUCGCCGAGCACAACUACGGCGAGGGCUCCGCCCGCGAGCACGCCGCCCUCCAGCCCCGCUACCUCGGCGCCCGCGUCGUCCUCGUCAAGUCCUUCGCCCGCAUCCACGAGACCAACCUCAAGAAGCAGGGCGUCGUGCCGCUGACUUUCGAGAACGAGGCCGACUUUGACCGGAUCGCCGCCGGCGACCUGGUCAGCACCGUCGGCCUCCACGAGAUGCUCCACAACGGCGGCAAGGGCACCGUCCAGGUCAAGGUCACCAAGGACUCGGGCGAGGAGAUCCUCAUCCCCACCAAGCACGCCGUCACCAAGGACCAGGCCGGCUUCAUCCUGGCCGGCAGCGCUCUGA
This is a messenger RNA of Clonostachys solani, 2622 nucleotides long. The record is from the annotation of a GenBank genome assembly. NCBI's taxonomy places the organism in Eukaryota, Fungi, Ascomycota, Sordariomycetes, Hypocreales, Bionectriaceae.